This is a messenger RNA of Heterostelium album PN500, 924 nucleotides long. RefSeq lists its product as uncharacterized. Gene Ontology annotation, biological process: regulation of aggregate size involved in sorocarp development. The record is from RefSeq and is a predicted model, not a curated record. The transcript has a single exon. Lineage: Eukaryota; Evosea; Eumycetozoa; Acytosteliales; Acytosteliaceae. The coding region runs from base 1 to 924 and encodes 307 amino acids.
AUGAACAAAGUUCAACAACAGCAAACACAAAGUGUUGGAUUAAAAGCAACAGAGAAUCCAGUAGGUGUUGGAAAUGGAGGAAUUCGUGGAGGUGCAUCUCUUAGUCAAGUCAGAAAAAGUCUUGGAUUGGCUGCUAACGAUCCACAAUUGGAGAGAGAUAACCAGUUUGAGUGUUUCUUUAAGGAGAUCAUUUUGGGAAAUUUGGAUUUGAAUAACGUUUUGACUGCCAAGUCAGAUUACGAUAUCCAAAAGGAAACAAAACUAAAGGAUAUUCCCAAUAUAUUUAUGUUGCUGGAUGCAAGCUCACCAGAUAAAAGCAAUCUCUCUGGAAGUUGGUCAGGUAUCAACAGCUAUCCAUAUCAUUUCUUCUUUACUUUCAAUUGGGCAACGAGAGGAAAACCGGUGGCUGCCUACUCUUGUUUCCAUCAGCUAAAGUCGGCAGAUCUCGCUGGAACCUAUGGACUGCUACACAAACAAGGAUCACCAGAUACCAAAGAACUCUAUAAAGAUACCGUUAGAAACAUCGGAAAGUUGGUGAAACACUACGAUGACAACUCGAGAAUCAAGACAGGAUUCGAUCACUACACAGAGUUGUAUCAAGAGCAAGCUGUUGAGGGUUGGGAAGAAACACUUGCCGUUGGCAACUACAUGGUCUAUCAAACCAAGUUGGUCUAUGCCUUUGAAAUUCUAAUGGAAUCUGGAGAGGAUGCCAAACAACUAGAGAUGUUUAUGAAUAACUGCCAUACAACCAUCAAACAAAGUCCAAAAGUAUAUUCACGUGAGAACCGUUUAUUCUAUUUCAUUGAAUUCUACAAGAAUGAACCAUUCUGUAAACCAUACUCACAGAAUCUAUAUAGAACAUGGUCAAAGAAUGAUGUUAUUUCAUAUCUAAUGAAUGAAGGCUGGAAUAAAUGGAAUCUAUAA